CAGUCUUGUUAGCGACUUCAAACGAGUCACAACUAUCUGCAGGAAUAUUUGUUUGUUCAUUUUUUAAUAACAAUAAAUUAAUUAUAUUAUUUGAAAAAAAAAAAAAAAAAGAAUUUAAUUUAUCACUCAAAUAAUAUUAUAUAUUUUAAUAUUAACAAUAAAAAUAAUUUAAAAAAUAUUAUCAACAAUAAAAUAAUUAAAAAUGAAUAAUAAAUAUUCAGCAAAAUUUAAUAUUGAUUAUACAAAAUUUAAAACAACAACAUCAAAACGUCGAAGGCCAUCAGCCACACGAGAAUUGACAAAAAUAUCAUAUUCAAUGCCACAUAAUGUAAUUUCAUUAGCCGAAGGAAUGCCAAAUGAGGAAACUUUUCCAAUCACUGAAAUAACUGUUAAAUUAACUGGUGGUGCAAGUUUUGUACUUGAGGGUGAUGAACUUGGUGCAGCUCUACAAUAUAUUCCAAGUCAAGGUUAUCCACCACUUUUACAGGCAAUGAGGGAAUAUCAAAAACGAGUACAUAAUCCACCAACUUGGGACAACAGAGAAAUAAUUGUCGUAUCAGGAAGUCAAGAUGGUUUGAGUAAAGCACUUGAAGCAAUAAUUGCACCUGGUGAUCCAAUUCUCGUUCAAGAUCCUGUCUAUCCUGGUGUCACAAUUGUUUUAGCUCCUCAUCAAGCUGAAAUAAUACCAGUACCACAAGACAAACUGGGAAUAGUACCAGAUAAACUUCGUCAGAUACUUGAGAAACGUGAUAUUGAAGGAAAAAAAAUGCCAAAACUUUUGUAUAUUAAUGCAACUGGAGCAAACCCAACUGGAUCACUUAUGCCAACAGAUAGACGAAGAAAAAUUUAUCAAAUUGCAUGUGAUUAUGAUUUUCUUAUACUCGAUGAUGAUCCUUAUCAUUUUAUGUAUUUUACUCAGGAAGAACCAACGAGUUUUUUAACUUUAGACACAGAAGGCAGAGUUAUUCGAUUAGAUUCAUUUUCAAAAGUACUUAGUAGUGGUUUGAGAAUUGGAUUAGUCACAGCUGCAGCCCCCCUCAUUGCCAGUAUGGAACUUCACAUACAAAGCAGUCAUUUACAUGCAACAACAUUGUCACAGGUUAUACUCUACAAAUGUCUGAAAAUAUGGGGCUACAACGGCAUGAUGGAACACUAUCGCUUCAUCAGAUCAUUUUACAAAGAAAGACGUGAUCGAAUGUCUGAAAUUGCUACAAAAUAUUUGAAAGAUCUUGCUGAUUUUGAAAAACCAGAAGCUGGAAUGUUUUUAUGGAUCAAAGUCAGAGGAAUCAAGGACACCUGGAACAUGCUGAUGAAACGGGGAAUCAAACAUGGAAUACUGAUGACACCUGGGGCAGCAUUUUUAAUUGAUUCAUCAAUGUCAUCAAAUGCCAUACGAGCUAGCUUUUCUCGUAUCAAUUAUGAAGAAAUGGAAUUGGCAAUGAAAAGAUUGGCUAAAUUGAUACAAGAUGAAUUGUCGUAUGAAAAUUUGCUUGCCAUUGAUAAUACCUAAUAUUGAAUUAUAAAAUUUGUAAUUUAUGAUACUUGGUAUUCGUAUGACGUGAAUGUUGAGUCUCCAAAUGUUUUUCAGACUUCAAUGAAUCAUACAUCAAAUGCGUUGGCAAAAAAAUCAAAAUCAUUUUUUAAAAAUAGAUAAUAAGGCGCAAGAAAGAGAUAUAUUUAUAUUUACGUAUUAUUUAAUUUUAAGAAAAAUAUAUUUAUGUUAAUGUGAUGUGUUUUAUCUAGUUUUACAUGAAAUAAUUAAUUACAAUUUUUUUUUUAUAAAAAAAUAAUGAAUGAAUAAUUUGUAUUCAACAAAAUAAAUUAAAUUUAAUAAAUCUGUUGUAACGAGAAUAAAUUGUUAGAUGACUUUUUUUAUUUUUAAUGUAUGAAUAAUUGUGGAGAAUUAAAAAAAGCUCAAAGCUUUAGGUGGAUUUAUUUUCAACGAGAAAAAAAUUGUUUUAAUUAAUAAAAAAAAAACAAAAAAAAAC
Molecule: messenger RNA, 1988 nt
Organism: Aphidius gifuensis
Lineage: Eukaryota; Metazoa; Arthropoda; Insecta; Hymenoptera; Braconidae
Product: kynurenine/alpha-aminoadipate aminotransferase, mitochondrial-like
Exons: 8
Coding region: 203-1510 (435 amino acids)
Biological process (GO): biosynthetic process
Molecular function (GO): L-kynurenine:2-oxoglutarate transaminase activity; pyridoxal phosphate binding
Source: RefSeq, a predicted model, not a curated record